Messenger RNA from Exophiala oligosperma, 1712 nucleotides. RefSeq lists its product as uncharacterized. Gene Ontology annotation, cellular component: membrane. The transcript is spliced from 5 exons. Gene Ontology annotation, biological process: carbohydrate transport; transmembrane transport. The coding region runs from base 1 to 1569 and encodes 522 amino acids. Lineage: Eukaryota; Fungi; Ascomycota; Eurotiomycetes; Chaetothyriales; Herpotrichiellaceae. The record is from RefSeq and is a predicted model, not a curated record. Gene Ontology annotation, molecular function: carbohydrate:proton symporter activity.
AUGGCUGACCACACCGGGCCGAGCGGCACGAUGUACACUCGCAGUGCUAAAAGAGUGCUGGGCUACUGUAUGCUCGUUGGCAUGUUGGCCGUCACACAAGGCCUCGACAUAGCGCAAACGUCUGGAUUCCUUGCCAUGCCUAGGUUCAACCAAGACUUUGGCAGAUGGAACGAGGCGGCACAAGGCCAUGUUAUUACCGCCGGUCAGCAAACGGAAAUGUUUGGUAUCUUGCUCGCUGGUGCUGUCGUCUCUUCUGCGGCAUCUGGUUGGGUCGGCACACAUUGGGGUCGUCGUACCGGCAUCUUUGUCGGAGCUCUCACUGGCUUCAUCAAUCCUAUCAUUCAGGCGACCGUGACCACCUGGGCAGGGCUUAUGGUCGGCAAGUUCAUCUCUGGAUUUGGUAUCGGACUUGGGCAGACCUUUGUGAUUCCAUACUGGGCCGAAACGACGCCGGCUCACCUCCGUGGCUUGGUGCUGGUCAGUCUGCAAGGAAUCAUCAACAUCUUUACCCUUGUGGGAUCGUGUGUCAAUGAAGGAACGCACGACCUCACUACCCGCUGGGCGUAUCGUGGUCCUCUUCUGACGGAGUUGCUUGCUCCACUGAUUCUUCUUGUGGCUAUAUAUUGGAUCCCGGAGACACCACGUUUCUACGCCUCUCACGGUCGUCCGGACGAUGCGUUCGAUUCCAUGAGGAAGAUCAGAGGACCAACAUAUCCGGAAGAAGAGAUUCAGGAUGAAGUCAAGGAGGUCAUCGCCAUGGAUCGCAUUGAGAAGGAGCUCGAGGGGUCCGCACGUUGGAUUGACCUCUUCAGGGGCACGGAUCUCCGGAGGACUGUGGUUUCCGUGAUUGCCAUCACGUGUCAGGAGUUCUCAGGCAUAUCGUUCAUCACUGGGUACGGCACAUAUUUCUUCAGCAUCUCGGGAGUCAACAAUCCCUUCGUCAUCUCCGUCAUCACAGGCAUUUGUGGUAUAGCUGGCUCAGCCGCGGCAUUUGCUCUGAUCAAAUUCUGUGGCCGACGUCCAAUCCUCAUCUAUGGAGCUGCCGCACAAGGUACAUCGAUGCUCACGUUUGCCAUUGUCGCUGUCGCUGCUCCUGGUAGCCACGCCGCCGCACAGUGUUUGGCUGCAUUCGUCAGCUUGUUCAUCUUCUCCUACGGCGCGACCUGGGGUGCGGUGGGACCCGUUGUCCUCGGAGAGCUGUCGUCGACAAAGUUGCGCUCCAAAACGAUCUCGCUCUGCUACAUAGCAGGAUGGUCCGCUGACAUAUUGAUCAUCUGCGGUACUCCAUACCUCAUUGGUGCCGACUAUGCCAACCUUGGAGCCAAAGUUGGCUUCAUAUAUGGCGGCAUCGCUAUCCUGGUGGUAAUCUGGACAUUCUUCUUCCUUCCCGAAACCAAGGAUCGAACGCUGGAAGAAAUUGACGAAAUGUUCAUGAACAAAGUGCCAGCUCGUCAAUUCAAGAACUAUGUCAUUACCAAGAAUGUACAAGGCCUUUCGGUGCAGGAUCAGAUCGACCAUAUUGGAGAGAAGGCUCUUGUGUCGGUGGAAACCGUGGAGAACAGGGCCUGAGGGACUUUAAGUGCCGGUACUUGCCCUACCGUGGUUGCUGGACAAAGGAUGAAGUGUUUGAAUGGGCGAAUCUUGCACUAUCCCUAUAAGCGGUUGCAAUCUCCUCAGGGAUGCAACGACGAAGACUGCGCCUGGUCCGGUGG